AUGAAUAAAAAGAAAAAUACAAUUUCAGCUCCAUCUUUACCUUAAAAUAAAAUAAAUACAUAAUAAUUAGUUUCACCUCCAUAAUAAUUAAGUCCAACUAAUUCACAUUAAUCAUUUAUACCACCUGAACCAAAAUUUGAUCCAAAUGAUUAUAUUACUGCUACAACUACAAAAAGAGAUAUAAUUUUAUAUAAAGAAAUCUUUGAUUUUUUAGAUUCAAAUAAUAAUGGUGUUAUAUAACCUAUGGAUUUAAGAAAAGCAUUUUUAAUGGUUGGUAAAUAUCAACCUAAAAAAUAAAUCUUAUAUCAAAUGAUUGCAGAUUUUGAUUCUGAUUAAAGUGGUAUAAUUGAAUUUAGAGAAUUUGUUAGAAUGAUGUCUACACAUCCUGGUGAUAAAGAUACAGAUGAAGAUUUUAUAAAUGUUUUCUAUUAGAUUGAUUAAGAUUAUAAAGGUAAUAUUACUUUAAUUUUAAUAAGGUUAUAUAACAAUAGAUGAUUUAAGAGAAUUGUCUUCAGAAUGCAAUGAAAAUCUAAAGGAUGAACUAUUAUUAAGUAUUAUUUAAAGUUGUGAUUCUGAGGGCAAUGGAACCAUAAGAGAAAAACAAUUUGUUAGAUAUAUGAAAUCAUUACAAAAAAGAAGAUGA
Messenger RNA from Paramecium pentaurelia, 643 nucleotides. Lineage: Eukaryota; Ciliophora; Oligohymenophorea; Peniculida; Parameciidae. The record is from the annotation of a GenBank genome assembly.